UAUAAACGUCACGCGCGACAGACGUCCUAACCUCGUCACACGUGUUCGCUUGUGGACGUGGCAUUGACGAUAUUUUCACUAAACGUUUAUUCCCUGAGCCGCUAUUACACUUGCGGAAUGCAUCGAGACUUGUCGCGACACAAUUGAUAUAAACAACAAGGUGCAACUUGCCAACUAACGAGAAGUAAACAUGCCAACUGCCCGGCAAGAUAUUCUGACAGAAACUCAAGUAAACCAGGAUGGAAAGAUCACUUCUUCUUCAUCUUUUUCCUCUGUUCUUUGGAAGGUGGACAAUACGUUAUUGAAGAUCUUCCUUUUAGUCACCUGCAUUAAGAUUCUUCUAAUUCCUACUUACCGCUCCACUGAUUUUGAGGUACAUCGCAAUUGGCUGGCUAUCACCCACAGUCUACCUGUUGCAGAAUGGUAUAUGAACGCACAAUCUCCCUGGACUCUAGACUAUCCACCACUGUUUGCGUGGUUUGAGUACUGUCUCAGCCAAGUGGCUGUACUUUUCGAUCCAGAGAUGCUCAAAGUAGAGAAUUUGAAUUAUGCCUCGUCAGCUACUAUAUAUUUCCAAAGAGGCACAGUUAUAUUUGCAGAUCUGAUAUUUGCAUAUGGAGUAAGAGAAACAGGUAGAACAUUUUGCAAAUCUUUGAACAGCCAUAUAGUUUUUAUAUUUCUAUCAUUGUGCAAUGUAGGACUACUGUUAGUCGACCAUAUACAUUUCCAGUACAACGGUUUUUUACUUGGCGUUUUAUUGAUGUCAAUGGCAAAAGUCUCAAAGAUUGACAAACAGAUGUCAGUAUUGCAAGGUGCUAUGUGGUUUGCCAUUUUACUCAAUUUAAAACAUCUGUAUGUAUACGUGGCACCAGCAUACACCAUCUGGCUAUUAAAAUCAUAUUGUCUGAACAGUGGAAAGUUCUUUAAGAGGUUGUUUAGUCUUGGCCUUAUAGUUCUGACUAUUCUAGCAGUAUCCUUUGGUCCAUUCAGAACUCAAUUACCACAGGUAAUGUCCCGUUUAUUUCCAUUUAAAAGAGGUUUGGUACAUUCGUACUGGGCUGCGAAUGGUUGGGCUCUGUAUAUCGGCGCAGAAAAAGUGCUGUCUGUGAUAUUGAAACGUCUGGGAUGGUUGAAAGAAAUUAAAUCUGCGGUAAUGACGGGUGGUCUGGUGCAAGAACAAAACUUCCUUAUACUACCUACUCCAACUCCUAUCGUUACGUUUCUUCUGACUUUUAUAGCAAUGCUCCCUGCGCUGUGGAGUCUGUUAUGCAAGAAACCUUACAUGAAUUCAAAAAACCUUGUUAGGUGCAUUAUAUUAUGUGCUUUAAGUUCAUUUAUGUUCGGUUGGCAUGUGCAUGAGAAAGCCAUUUUAACCGCAAUCAUCCCUUUGUGCGUUCUCGCAGCGAUAUAUGCGGAAGACGCGCGUAUAUUUAUUAUUUUAAGCAGUGCUGGUCAGACUGCUCUUUUACCACUGCUGUAUCCCGAUAACUUAUCUUCAUUGAAGUUACUACUAUCGCUGACAUACAUGCUUUUGUCGAUUUUAGUCCUGAUUAAUCAACACGGCAGACAUAUAUUACAAUUACAUGAAUGGCUGUAUGUAAUACCGCUGCCUCUAGUUACGGUCUACGAAAUAGUGCUACAUAAAUUAUUACUCGGCGACAAAUUGCCGUUCUUGCCAUUAGCAUUUACUUCUAUAUACUGUGCCAUUGGUAUAACUUACUGCUGGAUACUGUACUAUUAUAUGUAUCUGCAGAAUAACGUUCAUGCCAAUGACAGAGUAACAGAAGGUAAAUUGAGUCGCCAAAAAUUAAAAGACAAACAAUCCUAGGGAAUACAAAUUACUAC
Molecule: messenger RNA, 1845 nt
Organism: Solenopsis invicta (red fire ant)
Lineage: Eukaryota; Metazoa; Arthropoda; Insecta; Hymenoptera; Formicidae
Gene: xit
Product: probable dolichyl pyrophosphate Glc1Man9GlcNAc2 alpha-1,3-glucosyltransferase
Exons: 7
Coding region: 191-1828 (545 amino acids)
Biological process (GO): protein N-linked glycosylation
Cellular component (GO): endoplasmic reticulum membrane
Molecular function (GO): dolichyl pyrophosphate Glc1Man9GlcNAc2 alpha-1,3-glucosyltransferase activity
Source: RefSeq, a predicted model, not a curated record